AUCACCUCCACAUCCCUCUAUGACCUGCCUCUGCUUACUCAGGCCCAAAGCCCUUGCAGGUCCAAUCCCACUCCCUGCCAGGGACCUGGGUGCUAGGGAGGGAUUGGGUAGGUUAGUACACCCAUGAGUAUCCCCCUGGGACCCUAGCCAGGCUCAGCUCCUGGAUAGCAUUCUAGGACUGGGGGCACCAGGGCUGACAACUGGAGCAGUCUUUACCAUGUCUGGAGCAGUUCUGCUGCUACUACUGUUGCUGGUCAGCUUCCUCGCCUUUGACUUGCUCCACAGGCCUGCAAGUCCCACCCUGCUGCAACACAGACUGCUCACAAGGGGCCAGAAUCAGGGCGCCGGCAAGGGUCCAGGACAGCAGGCAGCUCCCCUCUUCCCAACAGGGGUCAUCCCAGGACAGCCCAGCCUCCAGGAUGCACUGCUCCUGCUGCUCUUCGGCCUGGGGCUGCUCUUGGGAGCCCAUGGCAUAAUCCUGGCCCUGCUGGGCCUGGUUUUCUGCCUGCAUCCUUGGGCCUGAGAGCCUUCCCAAAACAUUGAAUCC
Messenger RNA from Heterocephalus glaber (naked mole-rat), 547 nucleotides. It is a transcript of the gene CUNH20orf141, whose product is annotated as chromosome unknown C20orf141 homolog. NCBI's taxonomy places the organism in Eukaryota, Metazoa, Chordata, Mammalia, Rodentia, Bathyergidae. The record is from RefSeq and is a predicted model, not a curated record.